Molecule: messenger RNA, 6430 nt
Organism: Myotis brandtii (Brandt's bat)
Lineage: Eukaryota; Metazoa; Chordata; Mammalia; Chiroptera; Vespertilionidae
Gene: KCNB1
Product: potassium channel, voltage gated Shab related subfamily B, member 1
Exons: 2
Biological process (GO): potassium ion transmembrane transport; protein homooligomerization
Cellular component (GO): membrane; voltage-gated potassium channel complex
Molecular function (GO): delayed rectifier potassium channel activity; protein binding
Source: RefSeq, a predicted model, not a curated record
CACGAGGUGCUCUGGCGCACCCUGGACCGCCUGCCCCGCACGCGGCUGGGCAAGCUCCGCGACUGCAACACCCACGACUCGCUGCUCGAAGUGUGCGACGACUACAGCCUCGAGGACAACGAAUACUUCUUCGACCGCCACCCGGGCGCCUUCACCUCCAUCCUCAACUUUUACCGCACGGGGCGGCUGCACAUGAUGGAGGAGAUGUGUGCGCUCAGCUUCAGCCAAGAGCUUGACUACUGGGGCAUCGAUGAAAUCUACCUGGAGUCCUGCUGCCAGGCUCGCUACCACCAGAAGAAGGAGCAGAUGAACGAGGAGCUCAAACGUGAGGCCGAGACCCUACGAGAGCGGGAGGGCGAGGAGUUCGAUAACACGUGCUGUGCGGAGAAGAGGAAGAAGCUCUGGGACCUGCUGGAGAAGCCCAAUUCCUCGGUGGCUGCCAAGAUCCUUGCCAUAAUCUCCAUAAUGUUCAUCGUCCUCUCCACCAUUGCCCUGUCACUCAACACGCUGCCAGAGCUGCAGGGCGUUGAUGAGUUUGGCCAGUCCACAGACAACCCCCAGCUGGCCCACGUGGAGGCUGUGUGCAUUGCGUGGUUCACCAUGGAGUACCUGCUGCGGUUCCUCUCCUCGCCCAAGAAGUGGAAAUUCUUCAAGGGUCCACUCAACGCCAUUGACUUGUUGGCCAUCCUACCGUAUUAUGUUACCAUCUUCCUCACUGAAUCCAACAAGAGUGUGCUUCAGUUCCAGAAUGUUCGCCGCGUGGUCCAGAUCUUCCGCAUCAUGCGUAUUCUCCGCAUCCUUAAGCUCGCACGCCACUCCACUGGCCUCCAGUCCUUGGGCUUCACCCUGCGGCGGAGCUACAAUGAGCUGGGCUUGCUCAUUCUCUUCCUCGCCAUGGGCAUCAUGAUCUUCUCCAGCCUUGUCUUCUUUGCAGAGAAAGAUGAGGAGGACACCAAGUUCAAAAGCAUCCCAGCCUCUUUCUGGUGGGCUACUAUUACCAUGACUACUGUUGGAUAUGGAGACAUCUACCCCAAGACUCUCCUGGGGAAAAUUGUGGGGGGGCUCUGCUGCAUCGCAGGGGUCCUGGUGAUUGCUCUUCCCAUCCCCAUCAUUGUCAACAACUUCUCUGAGUUCUACAAGGAGCAGAAGAGGCAGGAGAAAGCAAUCAAGCGUAGAGAGGCUCUGGAGAGAGCCAAGAGGAAUGGCAGCAUUGUGUCCAUGAACAUGAAAGAUGCUUUUGCCCGGAGCAUCGAGAUAAUGGACAUCGUGGUUGAGAAAAAUGGAGAGAAUAAGGACAAAGUACAAGAUAACCACUUGUCACCCAACAAAUGGAAAUGGCCAAAGAGGACAUUAUCUGAAACUAGUUCAAGUAAGUCCUUUGAAACCAAGGAGCAAGGAUCCCCUGAGAAGGCCAGAUCAUCUUCUAGUCCUCAACACCUGAAUGUCCAGCAGUUGGAAGACAUGUAUAAUAAGAUGGCCAAGACCCAAUCCCAGCCCAUCCUCAAUACCAAGCAGUCAGCAACACACAGCAAACCAAAGGAAGAACUUGAAAUGGAGAGUAUCCCCAGCCCCAUAGCUCCUCUGCCCACUCGUACAGAAGGGGUGAUAGACAUGAGAAGCAUGUCAAGCAUUGAUAGCUUCAUUAGCUGUGCCACAGACUUCCCUGAAGCCACCAGAUUCUCCCACAGCCCUUUGAUGUCGCUCCCCAGCAAGACUGGGGGCAGCUUGGCCCCAGAGAUGGGCUGGCAGGGAGCUCUGGGUGCCAGUGGUGGUAGGUUUGUGGAGGCCAACCCCACCCCUGCUGCCAGUCAUCACUCUACUUUCCUCAUUGAGAGCCCCAAGGCUACCAUGAAGACCAACAACCCCUUGAAGCUCCGAGCACUUAAAGUUAACUUUGUGGAGGGCGAACCCAGUCCAUUAGUCCCUGUUCUGGGGAUGUACCAUGACCCUCUCAGGAACCGGGGGGCUGCUGCAGCUGCUGUCGCUGGACUGGAGUGUGCCACACUCUUGGACAGGCCUGUGCUGAGUCCAGAGUCCUCCAUCUACACCACAGCAAGUGCUAGGACACCCUCCCGGUCGCCCGAGAAACACACAGCAAUAGCAUUCAACUUCGAAGCAGGUAUCCACCAGUACAUUGAUGCAGACACAGAUGAUGAGGGACAGGUGCUGUACAGUGUGGACUCUAGCCCUCCCAAGAGCCUUCAUGGGAGUACCAGUCCCAAGUUCAGUGUUGGGACAAGAUCAGAGAAGAACCACUUUGAAAGUUCCCCCUUACCCACCUCUCCUAAGUUCUUAAGGCAGAACUGUAUUUACUCUACAGAAGCAUUGACUGGAAAAGCCCCCAGUGGUCAGGAAAAGUACAAACUUGAGAACCAUAUCUCCCCCGACGUUCGGGUGUUGCCUGGGGGAGGAGCCCACGGAAGCACACGGGAUCAGAGCAUCUGAACUACCCCACAUGAGGGAGAGACUUGGGGUGAGGUCCAAGGAGGAGUGCUGCUCAGCUUACCUGCCACAUAGCUUUUCUGCAUGAACUCUGAAGCAGAAAGGCUCUGCAAAGUCCCCAGAAAGACGAGAGACUCCAGAGAAAGCUCCCUAACACCUUGAGAGUCACAGCAGGUCUAUUGGAAUGAAGUUGGCCAAGCCAUAGAAUAUGGCACCUCCUUGUAACAACUCCACUGCCCUCUUUGGGAGAUGACAUGAGCAGAACUCACAGCCACCACUACCACAUUCUAGACAUAACCAAGGCCACCUACUCCCCAUUCUUCUCUCAUGGCUAUCCAUCAGCCUCUGAAAGCAACAUCUCUGAUCCCUCCUGGCCUUGGCUGGAGAAGGAUGCUGGAACACGUGGCUGAUAUUGAAAAAGUGAGUUGACUAAUUUGGUAUUGGGUGUUGCCUGGCCACCUCUAGGAACCCCUGUCCAUCACCUCCUGGAUGGAUCCCACUGUUAGAGGCUACAGAGAAUGCUCGAGUCAUGGAGAAAUCUCUGCACCAUAAGCCACAAUCCCAGCGCAAAACCCAUACUCAAAUGUCUUCAUUGACUUCAGUAUUUCGUAGUACUUGAGAUUUUAUUUUGAGCUAUCAUCAGGGUGAGUUGUACUACUUAUACUCCAUUCUAAUUGCCCCCUGGCAAUCUGGGAAGGGCUCAGAAGGCAGGCACUCAGCCAACAGUAUGAACUCUGAGCAUUGCUUUAGGGUUGUAGAGGGAAAGCAUUUUCUGUACAUCACUAGUGUAGGCUCAAAAGAUAUGCAAGUGUCAAAUAUGCAAAAGAAAUAGCUUAUUCCAAGAGACUGUAUGUUACUGGAGAACAGAAUAAAAUCUGAUUUUUUUUUAACCUGCAACAAUGAAAGGGGGGAAAAAAAGUCCCCAAUUGAAAUGCCCUGUUCAGACUUUUGAAUACUUCCUGCUGCGGCAGGGAAAGCAUCAAGUAUAAUAGAAAUUCUUUUUUUGUUUCCUGUGGUAUUCAAGUUUUUUAAAAAGUUUAAAUAAAAAGCACUUUAUGUUUUUCAAAAAUAGAUUCUACCAGGGACAGCAUCACCAUCUUGCACUUUAAAAGAAGCACUAUUUCCCGUGGGCCACUUUUUGGGACUCUAGUUGGGUUGUUGCUAUAUGCCUGUGUCCCACCACAGUGGGUGAUAUUGUGCUGGUAUUGCUGUCUGCCAUGUCAAAGUCUGCAGGCACCUUCCUGCCCCUCUGAAGCUUCCCCUUAGCCCUAUUGCAAAGAAGGGUACCUGGCCCUUGAGUGGGGCUCCUCAUAAAGUCACGUGUAUAGAAAACAGGCGCAUCUCAGAAGAAGACGGUAGAUGGUUGGGCAUUGGGUGUUUUCUUGUCAACCAGCUGUCGGUGUGUUUUCAGUGUCACUGUCUGUAUUAAAAGCUCAGCUCCUUUCCGCAGCCAUCAAUGCAGCCAGUACAGACAAAAGCAAUAAGUUCUAGUGUGUUUCUUGGUGUUGGUGUUCCUGUCCUCGUUUGAUGCUCUGACAUUGGUCUACUUGAUUUCAGUCUGACAGCAUGGUGUUGCUGGCUGUUCCUUGGUUCAGUAACACUGGGUUGAGCCACUGGUUAGCGUGAUGCCAUGCUGUGGGCCCAUCCGUCAGUAAAGAUAACAUGUUAUGGACCUGCCUGUUUUUAAUGCAAUGGACUGAUGUUGUUCUCUUAAUACGGUUCUGCUGGAUGAUGUCCCAAAUACAGUCGUGUAUAUCUGUCAGUCAUCAAUUGUGACAGGCAUACGUCUUCCUGAUGGAAUGAAACAUGGUGUUGUUUAGCUGUCCUUCAUACGAUGUUAUUGAUCUGCCUGUUAUUACAACGGCACGAUCCACCUGUCAGUACACAGAUAUCACAAAGUCGUUCUGCCUGCUCUCCUCACAGUGGCAUGAGGUUGGGCCACCUGUCACAGAUAUGAUGACAGGGGGUCAUCCUCCUGCCCUUAAAAAUGUGUAUUCUUUGCUGAAUACGCUCCUGGUUCACACUGCUUCUCAGCAUCUCCAAGGACUGUGGAUCUCUCCAAGAGGGGACAGUCCUGUUCUUUGCUGCGUUAACAAAGAAAAUGCAUGCCGGAGUAUCUUGACUCUUCCAAAGUAUCUUCAGAGUACUCUGGCAGCAAAUGCAAAGGGACUUAAGGGACAAAGAGAGAAUGAGGUCAUCCCGUUCCGGAUGAUAUACCAGAGAGAGGAAGCAGCAGCGCUCCCGGGGGGCUUUGCCGAGAUCUCAGUGUGGGCUGGAGGCCUGUUGAGGAAUGGCCGUGGAACAGUCCUCCCUGGACCAUCUCACGUGUCUCUUCUUUGUUUUCAUCACCAUCUAUGUCCGCCAUCAGCACAAAUGUGAAAAUUCAGGGAAAACAAACAAAUGCUUUUUGAUAAAAGUAAAUAGUUGUGAUUUCUGAUUCAGAUAUUUUUAGAGCUGAUGCUAUCUGUAAAAAUUAAUAAUAAUAUAGUCUAUUUUACAUAUCAGGAAAGUGAACAUGUUUAAAUAUAGCCAUAUAUAGUGGGAAGGAACUUACCACCCCUUCUUCAAACCAAGGCAUUUCAUUUGUUGGUUGAAGCAGACGAGAAGUGUACAGAUUGGAAAUUCUUUCUUCCUUUUUUUAAAAAAACAAACAAAAAACUAAUAACCAAUUGGUGCAACUCUCCUUGUAACCAAAGGCCCUUUCUGCCUUGUGUGGUCACGCAGGACCUAGCCCUUCCUUCCUCCUGUAUUUUGUCUGACCUUAAAGUAGCAUUUUAUUGAGUCACUUUUGAAGGACGAAUUCAGAAGUAUCAUGAAGAACCUACCUAUUCAGGCUGAACAGCCAGAGUCCUAUAGAGUUCUUAUAGAAACAAAAUAAUUGAAACUCAGCAUAUACUAUGCUUAGAAAGUAUUGUGUUCUGUUUUGUUUUUUUUUUUCUUUAACUUGUGGAUGUAUCAUGGGAAUAUAUAUAUAGCUUUUACCCUGGGUCCCAUUCACAAUAAAGUGCUGUGAGUUUACCCAGGCCCCCACCUGCCAGAAAGGAACAUACUGAGAUUUUUAAUAUGUGUACAUUCUACCUGUACCUGUGUACAUGCACUAGGAAAUCUUCCUAAGAAUCUCCACUGAGAAGCUAACCUUGAUCGACGGGUCUUGAUGGAGGACAGGGAAGCAAUAGUUUUGGAAGCAGGUACCACUUUACCUUGGUGGUCCAAGUCCCACCCAUUCCUGAGCCAAUGAAAGCGGGGAGAAAAAACAAAUCAACCCAAAGAAAUGAAACUAGGGACUGGGGGCGGAUGGAAGCCUGGUCCUUUUGGUGAACUCGGUGAAACUUCUCCAGAACCCAGCUGAACUUGACUUUCAACUUCCACCUUUAUCAGAAAGGGCUAGGGACCAGGUAGCUGUGCAUCCCAAUCAACAGGGGAGAGUCUGCGACCAGGGGAAAGAGGUGGGCAACCUCUUUCUCUCUUAGGGUAAAGAAAAACAACAGGAUUUUGGUGCAGUAGAUUUCUCGGUGCCUUCUUUAGGAAUUUUAUCUUAAGCACACUUAAUGGGGAAAGAAAAAAGAGGAGAGAACGUUUGUUCCCGGGGAAGCCCUUUUCUCUAAAGGCACUGGGGAUCAAGAAUGAAGAAAGAGAUGGGGCGGGGGAGGGGGCGGGCAAUAUCCUGAGGAGGCCAUUUCCAUUCAAUCCACCUGGCUCAUCCCUGAGAAUUGCUGGCAAUAUAGACGUCUUCAAACUGAUUCCCAACCUCUCUUCCACUGUGUCUUGGUAACCAUAGCCACAUUUCUGCCCAUUCUCCUAAUAAGAUCCACCUUUCUAAGGAGAAAAAACACACACGAUAGUAUUCUCUUAAGGAAAGCUGUAAUGUAUUGUUGAUGUUUGUAACUAUUGUAUAUUUCUGUCAUGCUCCAUGUUACGGCUGGAGUGUCUAAUCCCGUGGUCGGCAAACUGCAGCUCGCAAGCCACAUGCAGCUCUUUGGCCCCUUGA